UGGCCUACGACAGCAGCGCCGACUGGUUCUCGCUGGGCUGCAUGCUCUUCAAGCUGCUCCGGGGGCACAGCCCAUUCCGGCAGCACAAGACGAAGGACAAGCACGAGAUUGACCGGAUGACCCUCACCAUGGCUGUGGAGCUGCCAGACUCCUUCUCCCCAGAGCUGCGCUCCCUGCUCGAGGGGCUGCUGCAGCGGGAUGUCAACCGGCGCCUGGGCUGCAUGGGGCGAGGGGCGCAGGAGGUGAAGGAAGAGCCCUUCUUCAAGGGCCUGGACUGGCAGAUGGUGUUCCUGCAGAAGUACCCGCCGCCCCUCGUCCCACCCCGCGGUGAGGUGAACGCGGCCGACGCCUUUGACAUCGGCUCCUUUGAUGAGGAGGACACCAAGGGCAUCAAGCUGCUGGAGAGCGACCAGGAGCUGUACCGCAACUUCCCGCUCACCAUCUCGGAGCGCUGGCAGCAGGAGGUCACCGAGACCGUCUUCGACACUGUCAACACCGACACGGACAAGCUGGAGGCUCGCAAGAAGGCCAAGAACAAGCAGCUGGGCCACGAGGAGGAGUACGCCAUGGGCAAGGACUGCAUCAUGCACGGCUACAUGGCCAAGCUGGGCAACCCCUUCCUGACGCAGUGGCAGCGCCGCUACUUCUACCUCUUCCCCAACCGCCUGGAGUGGCGCGGGGAGGGCGAGUCGCCGCAGUCCCUGCUCACCAUGGAGGAGAUCGACUCGGUGGAGGAGACGCAGGUGAAGGAGCGCAAGUGCAUCCUGCUCCGAAUCCGAGGGGGCAAGCAGUUCGUGCUGCAGUGCGAUAGCGACCCCGAGCUGGUGCAGUGGCGGAAGGAGCUGCGGGACGCGCAACGCCAGGCGCAGCAGCUGCUGCAGAGGGUGCCCCGCAUGCAGAACAAGCCCCGCUCGCCCGUGGUGGAGCUCAACAAAGUGCCG
Molecule: messenger RNA, 941 nt
Organism: Cyanistes caeruleus (blue tit)
Lineage: Eukaryota; Metazoa; Chordata; Aves; Passeriformes; Paridae
Source: RefSeq, a predicted model, not a curated record